AACUGGAUUAUCAUAACAAACGACAGCAACAGCAACAGCAACAACAGCAGCAGCACAUUGAACGCGACAAAAACACAUCACCAAUAUCAGCAGAAUGGGAUGCCGAGUGGCCAGGAAACGGAAAAAAUGAAACGGUCUCCAGUUUCAAUCAAUUUCCAGCCCCAAGUCGAAGUUAUCAAGUUAUUGUUAGCGAAGUUAGUGAAAAAGCAUCAAACGCAAAUGGAACCAAUAUUGAAGUUGGACCAAAAAUAAUCGUUAGAACAGAAGAAGUGCUUAUUGUUUUAGCUGUGCUCCUGCUGUGGGUUGGCGCAAUUGCCUUAUUUUUCAAUCGCUGGGGUAAAAUAAGAAUGCUUGAGCCAUACCAGCCGAAGUUUCAACAACAGCACCGUUCGUCGUGUCCGCUUGUCGAAAUGGAAGCGGUACCAGUUCACAAACAUCCAUCAUUUUCUCGUAUUUCAAUGGGUUGUUCCCUUCAAAUGCCACCUGGGCGAAUGGACAGUGGUCGCAUGGGUUCCAUUUCUGGCCCAGCUGGUUCAAGCUUAUACACGGUUCGAGCUUCGCCAUUGUACAACCGCAAUAGACAAAAUUCAGUAUUUGUGGGUCCACAAUUUGUUGCACAAAAACCGUCUCGUAAAUAUCAAUCGGCCAUGGAUAUUCAUACGAUGGUCUUAGACGAAGCCCCCGAGCCGGUGUAAAAUUUGGAAAAUAUCGUUUAUGAUAGGUAAUAUUUUCGUUUUUUUUAAAGAAAACUUUUGAUGUAUUAUCUUAAAGCGAUUGAGAUAUUCAAUUUAUCAUUUACUGUAACUAAACUAAAAUAACACAUGAUAUUCCUCGAAAAAGAGAGAUAUAUGUAUAGAAAGUAGCAAUUUUUCUUUCACAUUUCUUAACAGAACAAAAAAAAGUCACGUCUAAAUCACAAAAAUGUUUAAAAUAGAAGUAGAAAGUAAUAUAUGAUCAAGAACAAGAAGAAUAAUAGAUUUUCCAUGUCAUAACUGUUUUCAGCCCAGGAUCACGUCAACGUUAUAAUGAUCUAUUAAGCUAAAAUACUUUUUAAGAGUGAUGAAAUCUAUUCUUAUGAAAAUGUAGAAAGAAUAAUAGAGAAAAUAGAGAGCUGUUGACUUAAAACGCACGACGAUUGACGAGAGCACAAAAGAACCAAAAUGAGAUGGAAACACAUGCAAUCGCACGUAUAUGCGGCUCGUAAGAAAAAAGAGAUUCGAAUGACUUAUUCAUUCAAUAUAAUGUACAAUGAACCAACCAAAAGGUGAAAAGCUUUAGGUCAUUAAGUGACCAAUAUAUCCAUGAUUCUAUAGAGUAAAAUAGAUAUAUAUGUAUAGGUGGGUGCGUGUAGAAAAUUAGACAGAAAAUUAACAAGUCGCACAUGAUAGUGAGGAACAUAUAUACAUACAUAUAACAAUAUUCAUAAAAACCUUUCCAUAUUUCUAUACAGUUGUUUGAAGAUUAUUUCUGUCUUUAUUAUAGUUCUAAGAGCCAUAUAUGUAUACACACCACACAUACUUGACGGACUCAAACAUUUUAGAGUACGUAGGUUGCUCCAUAAUUUUUUUUAAAAUGGUACUUAU
Molecule: messenger RNA, 1583 nt
Organism: Contarinia nasturtii (swede midge)
Lineage: Eukaryota; Metazoa; Arthropoda; Insecta; Diptera; Cecidomyiidae
Exons: 6
Coding region: 348-695 (115 amino acids)
Source: RefSeq, a predicted model, not a curated record